UAUUUAUCGAUAACUAUUUUCAAAACAUUACUUCCUUGUCUGGAAAUCUAAAAAAUACGCUGUUCCGUUCGAUUGAUCGAUCAAUACAUUGAAUAGACGUAUAUUCGGUUAUAGGUUUAAGUAUAAAAUGAUUGAACUCGGAUGAGGAAGAGUUUUAGAAAUAUGGCCGAAACCAGUAAAGGAAAGUUGGUAAUCGUUGAAUGGGAGGUGUCCGGGAAAGAAGUAGACGAAAAAAGACUGAAAACUUUCAUCAAGGCAAAAUCAAAUGCAGAACCGAUUAUCAGUCUCGGCAAAUACAGGAGGAUAGCACUUCUAGAGUUCAAAGAAGACAAUGACGUGAACUUCUUGCGCAAUCAAUGGAAAUCCGGCGACUUUUGGACUAUAACAAAUAUCUGCGUGGUUCCAGAGACAAAGAUGGUAAAAGUAACAAAUUUACCAAAGAAUGCAAGUAGAAGAGAUGUGAACCAUUACUUUACAAAUGAAAAUAUGGUCAAUUUGAAGCUCGAUGUUGAUGUCAUGGAGAAAUACUUCCACCCUGAAAAAGGCUUUUGUGUGCUGAACUUGUCGUCUUCAUCCGAUGCAAAACGUGCCUGUAGGGAGUACAAAAAGUUUAAGGAGUUCAGGAAGUGUCAGCUUGCUGUAGAACCAUAUUACGGGGAGUUAGAAACUCUGACUGAAUUAUCUACAGGGAAGGUUGAAGAAAUCAAACCAAUCACUGUUGACAAUAUUGAUAAUAUGAAGAUGAAGUUUAUGAAAGAUUUCUGUAAAGUUAGCAUUGAACAACAGUUUAAAUCUGCUUGCGCUAACAUCUUUUGGGCUAGAGAAGGAAGAAAUAAAGUCGGAUUGAAAUUUGAUUGUGAACACAAUGAUCUGAGGCAGGAACACGGCAGAGCAUGGGAAAAGAAUGUAAGACAGCUGUUGCAAAAUAUAUUGGAUGAUAUAGUCGUUGUCAGAAAGAACCUUUCGGCAGGAGUCUGGGAUAAGGUACAAGAAGUUCUCAUAAGCUUUCCGUUGGACUCUGUCUUAAUUGAUGAAGAAGCAGAUGAAUAUAGACUGACCAUUGUUGGACAUAAAAAGGAUUCAGCUAUUGCGAAACUCGAAAAAGAUAUUGACGCUAUACAACCUCCUAAACCAAUCGUAAAGAAAGAUGUUACGGUCAGCAACAAAAUCAAACUUGCUGCAUUUGCUGAUCUCCAAAUAGGUGAUACCGUAGGUGGAGUAACUGUAGAUUGCCAAGUCAGUGCAGGAGUUAUCAGAAUACAUGGCGAUAAGGAAACUAUAGAUAAAGCGGAAAUUGAAAUUUUGGAAAUUUUAAACCAGAUAGUUGUGGAGUCGUCUAAUUUCAGUUCAAAAGAAGCUGCAAAUAUACUGAUUACUCCGCUAAUGCGUGAUAAGAUAGAAUCACGCAAAGAUGAUCUUGGGGAGAGAUGUGGCUACCUGAUCGAAAAGGACACACUUUAUGUUUUCUCAACCGGUCAAGCAAAUUUAGAAAAGUUUGAAAAGAAAAUAAAGGCACUCAUAAUCGAAGAGGAUAAGACACUGCAAGGAAAGGUAGAAAACGAAAGCACUUUCAAGGCCAAAAUUAAAGAAAUUGAAGACAUAUACACCCCCUACGUAAAAUUGACCUCCAAAGUAUCCAAAGAAAAUGUAGUGAUACAUAUUGUGUGUGGUAAAGAUUAUUACGGUCCUGUAUGCAAUGACAUUAAUGAAAAGGUUGAAACAUUACUUGUCACAAAAGAAAAAAUCAACAUUUCUCCUCAUAUCGUAAAAUAUAUUCAGAAAAAGUCCAUUGGAAAUAUUCAUAAGAGCAUCAAACAAAAUGGGCUGCCAAAAGAUGUUUUUGAGAGCGAUGCGGAAAAAGUUGUCCUACAUGCCAAAGGAAACACAAGGGUCAGACAGCAAGUUGUAGGUAUUGUUCAGACGGAAGCUAAGAAAAUUCAAGCUUCAUGGAGACAAAUAGAAAAAGAAGGAAUUCAUGACUAUUUUGCUGAUGGUGAGGGAUACAACUUCCUUCUGAAUGAAAUUCCGAAACAUCAGUGUGAAUUUCGAAUAGCGACUCAGUAUGAAAUGAAAAACGAAGAUAUGCAUUGUAUUGUUACUCUAGAAACGGGACAAGCCCUUUUUGUUGGAACAGGAACGCUUGAAAACCCAAACCUCCCGGUUGAUGUUAUUGUUAAUGCAGCAAAUACAAAGUUAGAACAUAGAGGUGGUCUUGCUGCAGCUCUUGUAAAAGCAGGUGGAAAGUCUAUUCAAGACGACUGUACCGACUACAUCAAUAAGAAUGGCGAAUUACAGCCUGGAGAUAUCUACGUUGGUUCGGCUGGAAAAUUACCUUGCCAAAGAAUUAUCCAUGCUGUUGGACCUGAAUGGAAAGGUGGAAAUAGUAACGAAGAUGAGAUUCUACAGACCGUGGUUGAAAAUACUCUUGAAGCAAUGAACAGAGACAAAGAAUUCAUUUUACGCUCGUUGGCUUUACCAUUAAUUAGUGCUGGUGUGUUUGGAUAUCCUCGGUCAAGGUCGGCAAAAAUGAUACUGGACACCAUGAAAAACAAGUUAAAGUCCACUCCGAACGUACGAGAGAUAUAUUUCUAUGACCCAAAUCCAGACAUCGUGAGAACAAUACAGAAACAAAUGCAUAGUGUCUUCGGAGAAAAAUGUUUUCAUUUGCCUGUGCGAAACAUUGGUGUUGGAAAAGGGACGAUGACAAAGUUUGCUGCGUCAAAACACUUCAAACUUGAAAGAUUUGGUACAAGAACUUUACCGCUCCCGGGCGGUACGAAGAUCAUCAUUAAAUGGGGAGAUCUUCAAACCACUGCGGCGGAAGUAUUGGUAAAUGCAACACCAACAGCUCCUUUACCAUCAGGAAAGGUCAGUGACGGCUUGAAAUACGCUGCUGGAGUGGGAUUUGCUAUGGAAUCAGAAUGUAAUAAGGCAUUUAAGAAAGUAUAUCCAGGUGGCAACGUCCCUGAUGGCAUGAUGGUUCAAACUAAAGCAGGAAGAAUACCUUGCAGUGAAAUCUACCACCUCAAAAUUGACAACAACAAAUCAUCUGGAUGCAAAUCUCUUGCUGGCUACAUUACGACCUGUCUAAAAGAAGCUGUGAGACAGAAAAGAACAACAAUUGCGUUUCCUACGAUUGGUACUGCGGACUGCGAUUACCCUGGAAACGAAGUUGCUCUCGCCUUCAUACGAACAAUUGGAGAAUUCAUGCAGCUGCAUAUAACAUGUUCUCUAACUGAGAUUACUAUAGUUAUCUACAAGACAGACAUUGCUACCACAUCGGCGUUCGAAGUAAUAUUGGAGCAGUUGUAUAGCCAAAGGCCACAUAGACUGAUUGCAGACAUAGAAGAAACUGUGGAGACGAAAGAUGGUGACAAAGUAGAAGUAAAGGUCGAUCCUAAGCAAAGACAGCCUUCUCCAAAACGUCCUAGAUCAGCUGUGCAUAGGAAUAGGGAUCAAAAACCAAAUGAAGGAUCGUUUACUAUAGAUGGUACUGACGGAGCGGCGGUUGAUUUAGAAGUAGGAGGCAUAGAGAGUUUUAAGGCUGAUGUUAUUGUUUGUACAACCUCCUCUUUCCCCAAGCUAAACGGUGCAAUAUCAGCUGCAAUCAUGAAAGCGGGUGGACCAGAUAUUCAGAAAGAAUGUAACAGAUGUUACAAAAGUUACCCGGAUCAAGGAGUUGCUGCCACAAAGUCCGGGAAACUUAGCUGCAAGAAAGUGUUCUAUACUGUACUCAAAGACUAUGCACCCGCGAAUGCUAAGAAUGUGUCAGACUGUGUGCUUAAAUGCCUGGAACAGGCAGAGAAAGACCAAUUUACAUCUAUCGCUAUGCCAACGUUUGGUACUGGUGGAUUUAAAUACCCUGAUCAAGUGUCGGCAAGUCAGACGUUCGCUGCCAUUAAAGAAUUUUUCAAGAAGAAACGAUCGUACUUAAAAUUGGUAGUGGUCGUUAUGUAUGGCCCAGCACAGCAGACAUGUCAGACAUUUUACCAAGAGGCAGUCAAGUUCUUCACACAAAUGAAAGCACCGACCACGACAGUAGCUGUUGUCAAUACAGCCCAAGUACAAAAUGUUGGCAAUCUUCUUUGGAAAGUACCAAAGUCAUCUACAUCUCUUGAGAUAUCAUACGGAAAUCUUGAGCUGGCAAAGGCUGAUGUUAUAUUAGAUACAACAACAAGUUUCCCAAAUCUGAACGGCAUUAUUCCUGAAUCACUUAGCAAGCGUGCUGGACCACAAUUGAAAGAGGAAUGUAAGCGUUUCAAAGGCAAUGUGAGUUCUGGGAUGAUUUUUGAAACAAAGGGAUAUAAUCUUGACUGCAAACUAGUCUACCACUAUCUCAUGCCUGACUGGAAAGAACCUGACGGCGAACAGACCAUUAGCAAUUGUAUUGAUGAUUGCCUGCAGAAGAUGAAGCAAAGUGGACUAAGAUCUGUAGCCAUACCUUCUAUAGGUACAGGUGGAGCAAGAUAUAACCCGAGGAAGGUAGCGCGUGGUAUCUACAGAGCUGUUGCCGACUUUGGUGCUGCAAAUGUUAAUGUUAAUUGCCACGUGAACCUGGUUUUGUUCCCAGCUGCUAAGGAUAUAAAUAAAACAUUUACGGAAGAACUUCAAGCAUUUAUGAGUGGUAAAACAAAUGAGCAAAAACCCCCUGCGAAAGGGGUGCGUUUUGCUGAAGACGGCGACGACAAAGGAAACAUUCAUGUUGAUGAUGAUAUUGUUAUUCCUACAAAAAGAAGAGACUUUCUUCUCAUACAGUUUACAUCUGAUGAUAAUACAAACGUGGAUCUGGCCUUCACCAGCAUUAAAGCUAAAGUUGAAAGUGAAACGAGAGAUGUUGAAAUAGACCUGACAAAAGACAGCAAUACAGAUGAUCUUGAUCUUGUAAACAAAGGGAAAAAUAUAAAAACUAUUGAAGACAUUGGUGAAGAUUACCAUGUCAAUGUCAUUGUUGACACCAAGGCACGAAAGGUGAAGGUCAGAGGGCUUGGCGAUGGUGUGAUUAAAUGCUACGAGAGAAUUCUUCGAUUUUUGCAAGAAAGACGACAGGAAGCUGUGUCAAAAGACAUUGGGAAGAUAGUGUACCAGCAUAUCGAAUGGUAUUAUACUGAAGACGAUGGUAAAAUAUGGGUACCGUAUCCAAGACACAUAAGAUACCUGCUUGAAGACGCUAAUUCUACAACAGUGACGGAGAAAGAAUUUCGUGAUAUCAAUGAAAAGCUCUAUGUCGUAGACUUCACGAAAAUGGAAGAAUAUGUGAAAGACGAUAAAAAGAAAGAAACAACAGUGACAGUGAUAAGAAAAGAUUUAACAGAAGGAGCGUUACAAGCGUUACCACACACCUGGCAGGCAAUGGGAACGUCUGAAAAUCUGAAGGAGGUUUCGCUCAUUUCCACUGACCAGGAGUACAAAGAUGUUGAAGCUAAUUUUAGGGCAACGAUUGGAAACUAUAGGCUUUUGCAGAUCAAAGAGAUUCGCAGAAUUCAGAACCGAACAUUGUAUCAGCAAUACCAGACAAAGAAAGAACAAUUAAAGUCGGAACAUAAAAAUGUCCUAAAUUUAGAAAUAGAACGUACUCUUUGGCAUGGUACUCAAGAAGACAAGGAAAAGUCUAUUACUUCCAACGGCUUCAACAGAAGCUAUGCUGGCGCAACUUUCCAGGGAAAAUUGUGGUAUGGUAUGGGAGUUUACUUUGCCGUCAGUUCAGAAUAUUCAACCCAGCAAUUCUAUUCGCCUCCCGACAAUAAUGGCUUUAAAAGAAUAUACCAGGUAAAGGUUCUCACAGGUUUGACAACAUCGGUACAACAAGGGUAUACGGAGAGAUUCGCGCCUCAAGUGCCUGGCUCUGCAACUGACAGAUAUAACUCUACCUGUGAUGACGUCGCAAAUCCAACAGAGUUUGUGAUUUAUAACGACAUCCAAGCAUACCCAGAAUAUAUCAUAUUCUUCAAAUAAAGUGGAGACUGACAGCGAAUAGUGUGUAAUUGCCUUACUGUAGCAAUUUUCAACAGAGAAAAUACGUCCAAAAUUAUUUAGAAACUUUUUAUAACUUUUGCCUUUGCUUUUCUAAAGCUAGAUAAGUACAGAUAUGUUUAUUAUAGUCGUACUUUAAAAAUAUAUAAAAUACACAACAAUACCAAUAAUAUCAUGCAAACCUUUCUGACAAGAAAUAUGAGAAAUAUGUUUUGACACUCUAAAUUAGUAUAUCAGGAUUAGGUAGAAAAAGCAUUUAUUUCGUUAUUACAAUUGUUAAAUUUGAAAAUUUUACAACAAUGCAAUAUGAAGAGAGUUGUACAAAGGACAAUACAACUAUACAUGAAUUCAAUACUUAACAGCAGAAUAACAAUGAAAAGGGGUUUGAUCCCUUACUUACGCUCCAUUGUAUCUGUCAAAUUCUAUAACAACCUGUAAAACAUACCUAAAAGUUUCUCGCAGUACGAUUUGAACCAAAAUUUAUCUUUGAAGUUUGAUUCUUGAUUCUUAGAUUGUUUCCCCCAUUUAUCCUGUAUGUAUCUUCAUGAUUUACAGUUGGAUUCCAUUCUUGAACAUGAUUUUCCAUAUUUCUUUUGAUAAAAUAACAUAUAUAAUAUCACAUUUUUCAGGACUUUGGCACAGUUACAACCCAUUAACUUUUGACUCUAUAAUUCAAGUUCUUUCAACUAUAACUUGCGGAAUUAUUUGCUUAUAAUGAACAUGUUUGUAUCAGUCUUUGAUUGUCCAUAUAACAAAGUGUAUAUAGAGAUAUUUACAAAAUUUUACUUCUGAGUUAGUUGUCCCGCCAUUACGUUUCAUGGCAUAAGUAAAUGGUUACAUUUAAACAUGAAUUGUAAUAUGAAGUGCAAACGUUUUGGAGAGAUUCAGAGCAUGAUGUGUCGUCAGUAGAUUUUAAUAGAUUUUAGUGUAUAAAGUAUGCAGACUGAAACUUCAAAUGAACUGAUGAAAUAUUUCUUUAAACUUGAAAUAUUAUAUAAAUGUUCUUAUCAACAAUUAUAGUUGACGUUACCCACUCAUAUUCUCAUGGUAUAUAAUAUUUUGUUUAAGUUUAAUAUAAAUACUUAGUAUUUUAUGCUUUAUUUAUGCUUUGGACUUUUAAUGCAUGCUAUGCAUUUAUCUGCUCUAUCUGUGUUCAACUAGAAAUUUUUAUAAGUGCUAUAUGCACAAUUCCUUAUGUUCGCUAGUGCAUGGUCUUCAGCUUAGUAGUGCCAAUAAAACUGAAAUAGGAAAUGAACGUACAGCUCUAGAAAGGCACACUGAAGGAAAUUUAACAUACUGUAUAUUUCAAACGAAAGCCUUUCACAACUUUGCACAGUAAAAAUCUUUCUGAUAAAAGUCAGGUUAAGUUAAAGUUUUACUAUCAAACAUUUUGAUAUUAAAUAGACGCUUAAUUAUGAACGAACAGUUUGCAAAAAUAACAUGCUUUGGGAAAAUACAAUAAGAUGGGCAUUAUAACAUUAUCAGUGUGUUCAUAAGCUUCAGGUCAAAUGUUCAUUAAUAUUUUAGUUCCUUUAUUUGUCAUAUUUUUCUGUUCAACUUUCUAUUGGCGUCCACUGAAUACUUUGUUAUUUUGUUCUGCUCUAUUUUUGACACCCACUGGUGUCAGAUUGCUUUGCUUAAUUUUCUUUUGUGUCCACUGAUAUCUUUGUCAUUCUGUUUUGCUGAAUUUUCUAUAGACGCCCACUGGUUUCUUUGUCAUUAUGCUUGCUUAAUUUUCUUUUGACGUCCAGAGGUUUCUUAAUCACUUUUCCUGCUAAAUUUAUUGGGGGAGGGCUCUGUGGCCGAAUGGUUAAGGUCGCUGACUUCAAAUCACUUGCCCACAUCGAUGUUGAUUUGAGCCUCACUCGGUGCGUUUAUUUUUGCAUAUGAGGAAGCCAUCAAGCUGGGUUACGGAAGGUCGGUGGUUCUACCCAGGUGCCUGCUCAUGAUGAAACAAUUUUCUUCUGCGUCCACUGGUUUCUUUGUUAUUUUGCUUUGUUCAGUUUUCUUUUGGUUUCCAUUUGGGUUGAACCAUCGUUGUCAUUUUGCUCUGCUCAAUAUUCUUUCGGUGUUUACUGAAAUCUUUAUCAUUCUGCUUUGCUCAAUUUUCUUUUGACGACCACUGGAUUCUUUGUCAUUUUGCUUGCUUAAUUUUCUUUUGGCGUCCAAUGGUUUCUUAGUCAUUUUGCUUUGUUCAAUUUUCUUUUGACGACCAUUGGUUUCUUUGUCAGUUUUCUCGCUUAAUUUUCCUUUGGCGUUCUCUGGUUUCUCUGCUCAUUUAGUUUGACGUACGCUGCUUUCUUCGUCAUUUUGCAUUCUCAUUUUUCUUUUGGCAUCCGCUGGUAUAUUUGUCAUUUUGCUCUGCUCCAUUUUUAUUUGGAGUCCACUGGUAUCUUAAUAAGCUUGGUCUGCUAAUUUUUUUGGCUUCCUCGUGUAUCUUUGUCAUCAUUCUCUGCUCCAUUGUCUUUUGACAUAUUCGUAAGGGUUUACAAUUUUGAUGGCCAAGGUAAAUAUUUGAACGGUAAAAUAUUCCACCGGUCUUACGAAUUGGUCAGUAUUUUAUCCAUUAGUGGAGUUUCAUCCUUUGGGGAUAAUUUUUUACUGUCCUAAAAUUUUAGGAUACCGUUCCAAGGCGAUAGCCUACUAUAAACUUUUAUUUGCCUUUUCAGUGUUCGUUUGUCUAUUUCUUUAAACUUGCCUAUGCAUUUUGUGUACGUAUCCAAGUCAUACACUGUUUUUAUCCCCGGACGAAAGUCGGAGGGAUAUAGUUUUAGCGUUGUCCGUCCGUCCGUCCGGAGCCAUAUGUAGGAAGUGGUUGGGAUUAUUUAUAUAAAACUUCAUAUACAUGUUCACCACUAUGAGUUCAUGCGGCCCGUCAAGUUUCAGUCAGAUUGCCCUAUUUAUGGCUCUUAGAAGUUUCUAGUGUUAACUAUAUAGGGUACUAUAAAUAUGGCAAUUUCUGCAUCAUUACUUUUGAUAUAUUUCACCUUAAACUAUGAAACUUAAACAGAAUUUAGAUCACCAUAAUGUGUGUACACACAAUUUCGUUUUAUUAUUUUGUAAAUUCAGAGUUAUUGCCCUUUAAUUGUAUAAAAAUCCACAUAUUUGUACAUAACAAACUUACCAUUUGGUAGAAUUUCAUUAAAUUUCUUUCAUUCUUUUCCAUGAACAUUUAUUGUAAACAUGCGAAGUUGUGUACCCACACCUGUUCAACCCCUUACCUUGGUCACACCCCCUCCCCUCCCGACACCCCACAAUAAAAAUUCAUUCCGUAUUUUAGAUUUCUUUCAAACAAACUUCAUAUACAUGUCCACUAUGAGGUUAUGGGGCCCGUCAAGUUUCAGUCAAAUUGCACAAGCAACACCAGAGUUAUGGCCCUUAGAAAUUUCUAGUGUUAACUAUAUAGGGUACUCUAAAUAUGGCAAUUUCUGCAUCAUAAAUUUUGAUAUAUUUGACCUUGAACUAUGAAACUAAAACAGAAUUUAGAACAACAUAAUGUGGUUGUGCACACACAAUAUUUUUUUGUAACUUCAGAGUUAUUGCCCUUUAAUUUUACAAAAAUCCACAUAUUUGUACAUAACAAACUUACCAUUUGGUAGAAUUUCAUUAAAUUUCUUUCAUUCUUUCCCAUGAACAUUAAUUAUAAACAUGUGAAGUUGUGCACCCACACCUGGUCACCCACUUGCCUUGAUCACACCCCUCCCCCUCACGAUCCCCCUCCCCAAGCGCCCCCCCCACACCCCCACAAUUUUUUUUCAUUCCAUAUUUUAGAUUGUUUUCAAACCUUCCAUGAAUAUUUAUCAAGUUGUACCAUUCUCCCACCUCACUCCUCCACCCAUGCAUCCUCUUUUUUUUCAUUUUUAAUUUUCCAUCAAUAUUUAUAAUCAACAUGUGAAGUUUUGUUUCCUCACCCGUUCAAUACAUUAAGUAAACAUUUGUUUUCUGUUAAAUUCAUUUUGACUAAUGAAAUUAUUUGCUUCUUAGUAACAGCCUUAACUUUUUGCCGUAUAUAUUUUUUGCCAUUCCUUACCACAAACCCUUUCGGCGGGGGAUACCAAUUCAUCGAAUUUGCUUGUUAAUGUUGCUGUUUCUAAUAGAUAUUGAAAUGAAUAUGAACUUCAGAGGAACCACAGUUGUAUUGUAUUGAACUUUGCUCAUAUUUGAUCCGUCCUUGUACUGUCUAAAUAGUUAAUGGUAUUCUGUGAUACAUUUUUGUCAGAAAAUAUAUACUUUUGUAGAUGUUUAAAUAUAUAUUUGUUAAUCAGA
Messenger RNA from Mercenaria mercenaria, 10236 nucleotides. Its product is annotated as protein mono-ADP-ribosyltransferase PARP14-like. Gene Ontology annotation, molecular function: transcription corepressor activity; nucleic acid binding; NAD+ poly-ADP-ribosyltransferase activity. NCBI's taxonomy places the organism in Eukaryota, Metazoa, Mollusca, Bivalvia, Venerida, Veneridae. Bases 142 to 5952 code for a protein of 1936 amino acids. Gene Ontology annotation, biological process: negative regulation of gene expression. Gene Ontology annotation, cellular component: cytoplasm; nucleus. The transcript has 27 exons. The record is from RefSeq and is a predicted model, not a curated record.